Messenger RNA from Chara braunii, 3080 nucleotides. The record is from the annotation of a GenBank genome assembly. Lineage: Eukaryota; Viridiplantae; Streptophyta; Charophyceae; Charales; Characeae.
CGCCGAAAUUCCCCGAGGUAUGGAUCUUCAGAAGAAGGACGGUGCGCAUCACGGUGUUCAUAUCCUCUAAAUCCAAUCCAUUCUGCUUCAAGUGCAGAGCAAGGGGACACUUGGGAAUGCAUUGUCUGCAAUCAAGUACUGGUUCGAACGCAGGUUCGGGGGGGAGGCAACCAUAACUAAAACAAUCAAUGUUAGCACAAUACAGAGGUUGGAUCUUCGGCGACAAUCUGAAGACGCCAAGAUGGAUAUGGGUCCUGAGCGGUACACCCACGCUGAAGCCAGACAUCUACCCACCUUAUGACAGCCGCUGGAGACUAGCAGGGGCAAAGCGUAUGGAGGACAAAGAUGUGGGCUACAUCCACAAACCGAUGAUAGACAAGGACAUAGUACUGGAUGACAAAGUCCGUUUGCAAACCAUGGCCGAACUGCAUAAGCUGGGGCAAGAAGCUGAAAUGGCCUUUUUAGAGAAUAAAAGAGCGAGGGAGGAGGCUGAGAAAUCAGCGGAGGUGGGCAAGGGGAGAGAGGAAGAAGAAGAAGUGGAGGGCAACAAAACCUCGAGUCAAAGUGAGGGACUGCGCGGGGAGGGGACAGGAGAGACAAGGUUCAGCAAGGCAAGAGAGGAGGGGGAUUCACAGGGGGCAUUCAAAAGGAAGAUGAGUGACACAGAAACUUCUACGGGGGGUAUUGCGAGCCACGACACAAAAAGAUCUCAUACGAGCAAGAGGGAAGAGGAAGCUUCAAUGUCGCAAGGCCAAGUCCAUGGAUCAGGCACGAGAGAAGAGGGGCAAGGGGAGGCCAAGGCACAGAGUGAGGGGAUGGACAUAACUCCAUCGGAGGCAGAGGAUUCGUCAUCUUCUUCUUCGGACCAACAUACACGCCCAGGUUCACCAUCAGCAGGUAACAGCCCAUCAGGCAGAGCACAGAUGGACAGCGGGGAAAACGUAAUGGCAAAUCCAUCGAAUGACUCAAAAGAAGAUAUGGAUAGCGGGGAAGAUGUUAGAAUGUCACAGGACUCGGGAGAGGACUCAAGAGAAGACACAGGAGAAGACACAAAAGGGGAGGAAUGGGAGGAUGCGGAGGAGGAGGAGGAACCGGAGGAGGAACUGGAAACGCUAGCCCAGUGGAUCAGAACGGUACACAAGCUGAAGUGGGAAAGACACGUCGAAUGUGAACUACGUCUGGCGCAUCAUAAGCAUCUACGCAACCUGAAGCAGGCUACUUCAGCUGGGGAUGAUAUUACCUCAACAAACAAAUUUGAAUGGUUGAGGAAAGAGUUGGAGGUCAAUGAGUUCUACGCAUCACAGUAUGCUUGGAAGGCCCACCCAAACAGCAACGACAUUUUGGUACACAACGGGAACUACGCCAAGCAGUUUAUAUGGCCCAAAACGUACCAACCUCAGGGGUUGAAAAGAGAGAGAGGCCAUAUGGUGACAGAUCCCUCAUGCCCCAAGUUUUCGAAACAAACAAAAGAACGAAAACUCCUACCAAACAUGUUGGUGGAAGUGGAAGAUGCACCUGGAAUCUGGUUCGUGGCUGAUUCAUCAUACGAUGGUUGGGUCUUUGAUGACAAUCUGGACGAGCUAGACUGGGUGUGGCAUUUUGGCGAUCAGAAUCCUUCUGUCAAAAAGCCAGACGUCUUCCCCCCAGCAGACAGUAGGUGGCAAAAGAAGGCAACCGGAAAAGUGAGAUGUAACCCGACAAAGAUCAACACCAACCCCAUCACAGAUUCACGGGUUAUCAGGGAGGAGAAAGCAAGAGAAGAUCUAUUGUGGGACCUUGACACCAUCAGAGAACAGAUUGAACAAGAAUUCAAUAAGGAACCAUCUGCUUUUAAGGAAGCACUGAAACAAGCAGAACAAGUGGAUCUGCAAACAUACAAGAGAAGGGACAAAGCUCAAGCCGACAACAAGCGUCAGCUACAAGAGGACGCUGGAGCAUCUGAAAAGGGAACGGGCCCAAAACGAAGGAAGUCGGGGGAGUCAACGAAGUAUGCAGAAAAGAAAAGGGCAAGGGACCAAGGAACAGUGGACAAAGAUAAAACCAUUCCCACAAUCAACGAUAACCUUCGGGAUCUGCGCCCUGAGGCAAGGAAAACGGGGAAGAACCAGAGACGGAAAGAGAUUAAUAAUGAACGAGUUGAGGUUGAGGUGAAAUCGGAUCGCGCCCUACUGGAGAAAGAAGCGGCUGUUUUCCUGUCUCAAACAGAAAAACUCAAAAAAUGGAACAAGGAAUAUGCCUCCGAAUUCUCAUCCAUUGCUCAGAUUGCACGUGGGGAGGCCCCAAGGGUGAUUGAGGCGGCCAGAUCGGCUCGUAGAACACUGAGGAACAUCCGGCCUCUCAUCACAGCCCGGUACGUAAGCAAGGCAAAAGAGUGGCAAAUCACAACAGAUGUAGCCUUCAAGAUUCCCCACUUCAUAGAAGGUGCGAACGUGAUCAAAGUCUUGGAAAGGAAGGUUACAAUCGAAUCUCCAUUGGAUCUAUUUGAAAUUGUGCCCAUUGAGGAGGAUCAGAAUGCUCACGACUCACACGAGGGAUCAGUCAUCCCCCUCAAAAGCUCAAAAGAGGUGAGCAGAAACUCUCCAAGAGCCUUCUCUCCUUUAAUAGCCAAGAUGCCUGAAUCAACUCAGCUGAGACCAAGAAUGAUCUGGAAACCUUGGAGGACAAUGACUGAGGUGCCCUACAACAUCCUAGCAGAUACUGGCAUCUCAGCAGAACUGUUGGCUUCAGCAAUGGCCCUUAUGGUCAGCAUAGGGCUAGUGGAAGGGGACGAGGACUUGGAAUCCAAAGCUUUUGUCAUUGACAGCGAAAGAUUCUAUAGGAGUGAUGCCUCAGAUGCAGGCUCCUGGGAUGGUGAUGAUGAGCAAGACGGUUUGAACCAGCACCAGGAGUUGGAAAAGGGCAGUAGUGAUCAGAUAGAGCUGGGCGGUGCGGACACUGAGGGGGACCUCGUGCUCUCCCCUCUUACAGGCAGUGGACCAGAGAUCGUCCAGGAGGCCUUGGACAGCGAUACGGACAAGGGCGACCCGCAUACCUAGAUACCCGCUCUAUCAACCGAUCCCCACUACGUAAGCAUCCUCGAC